Molecule: messenger RNA, 1994 nt
Organism: Erigeron canadensis
Lineage: Eukaryota; Viridiplantae; Streptophyta; Magnoliopsida; Asterales; Asteraceae
Product: scarecrow-like transcription factor PAT1
Exons: 2
Coding region: 311-1864 (517 amino acids)
Biological process (GO): regulation of DNA-templated transcription
Cellular component (GO): nucleus
Molecular function (GO): sequence-specific DNA binding; DNA-binding transcription factor activity
Source: RefSeq, a predicted model, not a curated record
GCCGAGAUGAGAAUGAGAUGGGGUAGGAGUAGUAGACCAAAGAAAUCAAAAGCAGGGGAGUGAAACUUCCUUCCUGUCGUAAACAAAAGCAUCUACAUACAUGUCUCUCUCUCUCACACACACACACACUUUCCUUAAUAUAAUCCCAUAUUCCAUUCGUUCUCUCAUAAAUCAGUCCAGUAGCUGCUGCUUCUACUUCUAAGACUCGCUCACUUUUCACCGUCUAAUCUAACCAUACACAUACAGUUUAAAGGAAUCAAUUCCAGGUCUUCUUCUUCUUCGUCUUAUGACCUCCUGAGCAGCUACAAGAAUGCAGAAAUCCAACAAUCACCAUCACCAUCACCAGCAGCCCUAUUACUGGACAGCUACUACUAAGCAGCAACAUUUGGAUCAGACUGUUUAUUUUUCUGGUGGUGACGUUGAUGGUGAUGGAGAUGUAAGCCAAGGAAGCCAACAGUUUUCUUCUGAUCACACACUCCCCAACAAUUCUUUCUCUUCAAAUGGCAGCCCCAGUUCGCUUCACUCCUUCCAACCCGAACCACUCUAUCAUUCCCCUGAUGACUACACCUCUCACCUGAAUAUGGACCCUCAUUUGCAGAACACCAUUAGAGAAUUAGAAACUAUCAUUGGAAUCGAUCAAGACUUUUCUUCUUCCAAUUGGGGUGAUGGUGGUGGGUGUGAUACAUAUAAUAUCAUUCCAGCCGACGAGGAAUGUAGCAUCAUGGAAGAGAUCAUUGCUAGAGGAGAUUUAAAAGAAGCUCUUCUUGCUUGUGCUAAAGCUGUUGCACAAAACAACACCGCACUUGCUGAAAAGCUAAUAUCAAUGUUACGCCCUUUCGUCUCCGUUUCUGGUGACCCUUCACAAAGAUUAGCUGCUUACAUGUUGGAAGGCCUCGUUGCUCGUUUGUAUGCCUCUGGUACCUCUAUCUACAAAUCUUUGAAGUGCAAAGAGCCAACUGGUGGUGAACUCUUCUCCUAUAUGAUGUUACUUUACGAAGCCUGCCCGUAUUUCAAGUUUGGUUAUUUAUCUGCAAACGGGGCCAUUGCUGAAGCUACCAAAAAUGAAGACUCGAUCCAUAUAAUUGAUUUUCAAAUUUCACAGGGAGGUCAGUGGGUGACUCUUAUCCAAGCUCUAGCGGCUAGACCUGGUGGUCCACCAAAGCUACGCAUCACUGGCAUUGAUGAUUCUAGAAAUGCAUUUGCUAGGGGUGGAGGACUCAAUAUUGUUGGUCAGAGACUGGCCAAACUAGCAGAAUCUUGUAAAGUACCUUUUGAGUUUUAUGGCGUGCCAGUUUCUGUUUCCGACAUUGAGAUUCAGCAUCUUAGGGUUCAGCCUGGGGAGGCAUUGGCAGUUAAUUGUGCAUUGGUGUUGCAUCACCUACCAGAUGAGACUGUGCAUCCUCAGAAUCACAGGGAUAGAUUGAUAAGGCUCAUCAAGAGUUUGUCUCCAAAAGUUGUGACUCUUGUUGAGCAGGAAUCUGAUGUCAAUACGACAAAUUUCUUUUCCAGGUUUCAAGAGGCAUUCAGCUACUACUCGGCCAUGUUUGACUCGAUUGAUGCAACGCUACCAAGAGAUCAUAGAGAACGGAUUAAUGUAGAACAGCAUUGUCUUGCUGGUGAAAUAGUUAAUGUAUUAGCAUGUGAAGGGACUGAGAGGGAGGAGAGACAUGAGCUUCUCGGGAUGUGGAGGUCACGUUUUGCUAAGGCUGGAUUCACUCCAUUCCCUUUGAGCACCUAUGUAAAUGCCACCAUCAAGACCCUGCUUGAGAACUACUGUGACAAGUAUAGACUUGAAGAGAGGGAUGGCGCUCUGUUUCUUGGAUGGAUGAAUCGAGAUCUGGUUUCUUCUUGUGCUUGGAAAUGAUAAUGUAGGCCUAGUUUGUAAGUUUUAGAUGACAUUUGUAAUGUACUUUAUUCAUGCAAACAAUGUGUAAUAUACUACUAAUAUGUUUCAAAUUACAUAAUGUGGUAAUAAAGGCCCGUUUCUUGUAUGA